Molecule: messenger RNA, 469 nt
Organism: Thunnus maccoyii (southern bluefin tuna)
Lineage: Eukaryota; Metazoa; Chordata; Actinopteri; Scombriformes; Scombridae
Product: fatty acid-binding protein, liver-type-like
Exons: 4
Coding region: 47-430 (127 amino acids)
Biological process (GO): fatty acid transport
Cellular component (GO): nucleus; cytosol
Molecular function (GO): fatty acid binding
Source: RefSeq, a predicted model, not a curated record
AACAGGCAGAUAACCGUUUCUCACUUUACCUUCACUGUCUGCCAUCAUGUCUUUCUCUGGAAAGUUCCAGCUGGAGUCCCAGGAGAACUUUGAGCCUUUCAUGAAGGCCAUUGGUGUCCCUGAUGACCUCAUCCAGAAAGGCAAAGACAUAAAGAGCAUCUCUGAAAUCGAGGAGAACGGCGACAACUUCAAAGUGACAGUCACUACCGGCACAAAGGUCCUCGUCAACAAAUUCACCAUUGGACAGGAGGCUGAGCUGGAGACUGUCACUGGAGAGAAGAUCAAGGCGGUGGCUCAGCGGGAAGGCAACAAGCUGAAGGUCUCCAUGAAGGGAAUCGAGUCUGUCACAGAACUGGUGGAUGCGAACACAAUUGUCAAUACUAUGACUCUUGGCAGCAUUGUAUUCAAGAGGAUAAGCAAACGCAUGUAAAUAUCAACACUUGGGAUAAUAAAACAUUUUUAAAAGGCA